AAGAGAGAGAGAGAGUUGCUGUGUAAGCAGAGAGGAACGUAAAAGAAGAACGUGAUCAGAGAUCAGCAUCAUUUAAAGAAAACACUUUGACUAACACCUUCAGCACUCUCCAGAGGCUAAAAUAUGGAGAUGGUUUACCAUGAAGAGGAUUGUGUAUAUGAAAACAUCCCUGAUGUCUCAGCCAGGCGUGUUGAGUCAAAGAUCUGCUCUGAUGAAGACAGGAAAGUGACUGCUGCAGAGCCCGGUAUUAAACGGUCCAGGCUGGCUGCUGUGGUCCUUGGACUCCUGUGUGUGAUACAAGCUGCUGUCAUCAUUUUCCUCCUUCUUUCUCUCUUUUCAGAGAGAAACGAGUUCAAGAGAACCAACUUUGAUGCUGAGGCUGGUUUCAAAAACUUGACUGAGGAGAGAGAGGACCUGAAGAGGAAGCUGAAUAUCUCAGUUUCAGAGAGAGACGCUUUGAAGAGAACCAACCUGGAUGCUGAGGCUGGUUUCAAAAACCUGACUGAGGAGAGAGACGACCUGAAGAGGAAGCUGAAUAACUUCUUAGAAGCUCAAGGACGAUGGGAGUAUUUCAGCGGUAGUUUCUACCACAUUUCUUCUUUCGAGAAAACCUGGCAAGAGAGUAGAGAUGACUGUCUUCAAAAGGGUGCAGACCUGGUGAUUAUCAACAGCAAAGAAGAAGAUAAUUUCAUGAGAACAUUUGAGAAAAGACUGUGGAUUGGCCUGACUGACUCAGAGACAGAGGGGACGUGGAAAUGGGUGGACGGGACUCCACUGAAUGAAAGCUACUGGGCUUCUAAGGAGCCUAACGGUGGGAGAACGGAGAACUGUGUGGAACUACAGAAUUUUGUUUUUGAAAACAGCUGGAAUGAUGUAAACUGUUCCGCUCCACUCUACUCGAUCUGUGAAGUGAAAGUCCGUCCAUAACUCUCCAUCCAAACCAACCAGACAGAGAACUAACGACGAUAAAUAUAUUGCUGAUACAACUUAAAUCUUCACAAAAGCAACCUGAAUGUGCUCAUGUGGACACAUCAUUUCCAAGUAAAAACAGCAUUUUAGGAUUUGCCAGCUCAGUGGGUGAUAAUCUGGAGCCUGGUGAUUUGCUCUGCAGUAAAGUGACCUGUUAACAUCUAGAAACUAAUGUCCAACCAGUUCACUGCUUUGGCUGAAAAGAA
Molecule: messenger RNA, 1175 nt
Organism: Etheostoma spectabile (orangethroat darter)
Lineage: Eukaryota; Metazoa; Chordata; Actinopteri; Perciformes; Percidae
Product: C-type lectin domain family 4 member M
Exons: 9
Coding region: 124-927 (267 amino acids)
Source: RefSeq, a predicted model, not a curated record